AUGGCAGGCAAAAAACCAGGCAAAGGCAGAUUGCAGAAACAGCAAGAAGCAAAGGUCUAUGAGCUCACCGUGGAUCUCAUGGAGGAGAAAUGCCAGGCUGACGACACUUUUUGCGCCAAGAACCUGACCAACCUCGAGGUGUUUCGUUAUGUGCAGGCACGAGGAGGUCCUACUGGGCGUCUAGGAAAGCAGGAGCUGGGCCGGCAUGUUGACGCAGCCAUCACUUUGUUGCGACAAGAAGAGGAGAGUGGCAUGUUUGGUGGAAACCCCGAAAACGGUCUGAAUGGAGACGCGAUGGAUGUUGAGGAAGAUAUUGAUAUCGCUGAGCCUGCCAGUGGGCCUAUUUUUGGAGCUCCUGCCCCCGAGAAGAAGGAAGACACUUCUACAGCAUCCACUCCGGCUGUCUCCACCCCUAUCCUGGACUCCAACAGCAUGAACAAGAGCGUGGUGGGUCUGUGGAACACCACGCCUGCUGGAGGUGCUACUCCUACAGCUAUCUCGGGAGCUGCUACUCCUGUCGAAGGCGGAGACAACGAAAAGAAGAGAAAGCGAGAAAAAACUAAAGAGCGAGCCGCAAAGAAACAGAAGGUAGAACACAAAUCAGAGCUUUCCAUCAGCUUAGAAGAUCUGGGAGGUAUCGAGAAGGUUAUUGAGCAGAUCACCAAGUCUGUUCUGGUUCCUCUGACGCAUCCCGAGGUCUACAAGACUACGGGUCUCACUAUGCCUCGGGGUGUGCUUCUGCACGGUCCCCCUGGAUGUGGUAAGACCGUUCUGGCCAAUGCCAUUGCUAACAAGGCUCAGGUUCCGUUCAUGUCCAUUUCCGCGCCCAGUGUGGUGUCCGGUAUGUCUGGAGAGAGUGAAAAGAAAAUCCGAGAGAUAUUCGAGGAGGCUCGGGCCAUUGCUCCCUGUCUUUUGUUUAUUGACGAGAUUGAUGCUGUCACUCCUAAGCGAGAAGGAGGAGGACGAGGCAUGGAGACCCGAAUUGUCGCCCAGCUGCUCACAUGUAUCGAUGACCUGAACCCGGAAAAGAAUGAUUUCCGACCCGUGAUUGUUCUUGGAGCUACUAAUCGACCUGAUGCAAUCGACCCUGCUCUGCGACGACCCGGUCGUUUCGACGAGGAGAUCGCCAUGGCUGUUCCAGACCGAAAGUCCCGAGAACUCAUUCUCAAAGCCAUCACACGGCCUCUUAAGCUCAAUGACGACAUUGACUUCGAGCUGCUGGCCAUGCGAACUCCCGGUUAUGUGGCUGCUGAUCUCAAGGCUCUAGUUACUGCUGCAGGCUCUAUGGCUCUGGAACGAGCCUUCAAGCAGCUCGUGGAGAAUAAGGAGGCUGGUCAGGAAACAAGCGACAAGAUUGAGGAGAUCAAGGAUACAGAUUCUAUGGAUGUGGAGGGUGCCCCCCAAGAUGGGCAGCCCACUGAAGCUGUCAAGACUGAAACAGACAGCAUAAGUGCCGGUGAUGUGAAGGAAGAGCCCGUUGAAACGCCUGUUGAGACCCCCAAGCCCACUACUGUUAUCACUCUCCCCAACCCCCCUCAUACUUCUGUUUGGGUUGAUUUCCUGCGAAUGUUCCCCAACCCCCUGACUGCUUCUCAACUUCAGAACAUGGUCAUUGCCCUCAAUGAUUUCCUGAUGGCUAUUCCUCUAAUCCAGCCCUCUUCCAAGCGAGAAGGAUUCGCAACUGUUCCCGAUGUCUCCUGGGAGGACGUUGGUGCUCUGGCUCAGGUUAGACAGGAGCUUCACAUGGCCAUUGUCCAACCCAUUCGACAACCGGAUCUGUUCAAGAUGGUUGGUGUUGAUGCUCCUGGAGGAGUGCUUUUGUGGGGACCCCCUGGUUGUGGUAAGACCCUGCUUGCUAAGGCUGUGGCUUCCGAAACUGCCGCCAACUUCAUCUCUGUACGAGGACCCGAGCUUCUCAACAAGUACGUGGGUGAAAGUGAACGUGCUAUCCGACAGGUGUUUGAGCGAGCUGCUCUAUCGUCACCCUGCAUUAUCUUCUUUGAUGAGUUUGACUCUCUGGCUCCUCGACGAGACGACGGCGGAUCCGAGCAUUCUUCCAGACUUGUCAACACUCUUCUUACCGAGCUUAACGGUCUCACUGAGCGAAGAGGUGUGUACGUUAUCGCUGCCACUAACAGACCAGAUAUUAUUGAUCCCGCCAUGGUUCGACCCGGUCGUCUGGACAAGACUCUGUUUGUGGGCUUGCCCGACGAGAAUGAACGGUUUGAAAUUCUGUCGAAGGUGUGUCGAAAGCGACCCCUGGCUGCUGAUGUCAACUUGCGGAACAUCGUUGCGGACUCUCGAUGUGGAAACUACUCCGGUGCCGAUCUCACCCAGCUGGCCAACGAGGCUGGUCUCAUGGCUCUCAGACAGCAAGUGUUCACCCAUGGAGCUGAAAUAAUUCACGAUCACAAGGCAGCUCCUCCAAGCAGCAUUGAGAUUACUAACCACCAUUUUGAGGAAGCCUUCAACAAGAUCCGACCUUCAGUCACUGACGCAGAUCGGCUCAAGUACGACGCUCUCAAGCUCACUUGGUAA
This is a messenger RNA of Yarrowia lipolytica CLIB122, 2538 nucleotides long. RefSeq lists its product as uncharacterized. The record is from RefSeq and is a predicted model, not a curated record. Gene Ontology annotation, cellular component: nucleus. NCBI's taxonomy places the organism in Eukaryota, Fungi, Ascomycota, Dipodascomycetes, Dipodascales. Gene Ontology annotation, biological process: ribosome biogenesis. Gene Ontology annotation, molecular function: preribosome binding; RNA binding; ATP hydrolysis activity.